Molecule: messenger RNA, 1551 nt
Organism: Naumovozyma castellii
Lineage: Eukaryota; Fungi; Ascomycota; Saccharomycetes; Saccharomycetales; Saccharomycetaceae
Gene: NUP49
Product: FG-nucleoporin NUP49
Exons: 1
Coding region: 1-1551 (516 amino acids)
Source: RefSeq, a predicted model, not a curated record
AUGUUUGGUUCGAAUUUCACAAAAGCAGGUUCCACUGGAUCCGCAGGUCCAUUUGGACAAAAUAAUGCUGGGAACGUCUCAGGAGGUGCUACUAAUACAGGCUUGUUUGGCCAAAGUAAUAAUAAUACUUCUACUGGAGGACUUUUUGGGGCCCAAAAUUCGGCUAAUAAUGCCAAUACUACAAAUAGCCUUUUUGGAGGAGCAAAACCAAACGUGACAGGUGGACUGUUUGGCAAUACAAAUACAAAUUCAAAUGCUACAGGAGGACUCUUUGGAAACGCAAAUAGGAAUACAAAUACAGGAGGACUAUUUGGUAACAAUACAGCUAAUACAAAUACUGGAACCAGUGGUGGUUUGUUUGGGAAUAAUGCGGCAAACGCCAAUGCCAAUUCUAAUACAGGUGGAGGUUUGUUUGGGAACAAUACAAAUACUGGGGCAGGCUCGAACGGUGGCCUUUUUGGAAACAAUGCAAGCACGAAUACCGCCAGCACCGGAUUAUUUGGAAAUAAAACAAAUACCACAGCCACUACUGGCGGAGGGCUAUUUGGUAGCAGUGGCAACACUGGAACCACAACAGCAACAACCACAGGAGGAGGUCUCUUUGGCAGUAAUACAAGUGGAGGGUUGUUUGGUAACAAACAGAAUACAGGGGCUAUCGGUACAACUGGUAGUUUAUUUGGAAAUAAUGCUGGCUCAACCACGGGAGGUGGCUUAUUUGGAUCAAAACCACUCGGUGGAACAACAACAAAUACAGGAAGUCUGUUUGGUGGUAACACCAAUUCAAAUAUAGGUGGUGGAACUUCAUUAUUUGGGGGACAGAAUAAUGCAUCGAAUCUUUCUGGAGGAGGCAAUCUAUUUGGCUCUCAACAGCAACAACUCCAGCAGCAACAACAAUCUGCGCUCCAAUAUGUAUCUCAACUUGCCAUUACCCCAAUGACUAAGAUAGCAGACUUGCCCGUGCCGGUUCGUCAGGAAAUAGAGCAGUUAGAUCAAUAUGUCCAAAAACAAGUACAAAUAUCUGCCCAUUUAAAGGCAGACACAAAGGAGCAUGUAGAACUAAUAGAAUCGAUUCCCCGCGAUAUAGCAUAUCUAUUGAAAACUGAGUCAUUGACGAACCAAUCUUUGUCUCAAGAUUUGAAGAAAGUUGGUUUAAUCAAAGAACUGACAGAUCAAAACUUAGCUGAUACACAACUUUUUACUAUCUUAUUUCAACAACUACUGACACCAGGAAGUAAAAUAUCUUCUUUAGAAUUGGAAAAAUUCUAUCAACAUAAAGUACAGUCAUAUCAAACUAAAUUAGAUGAUUACUUUAGAGUGUUGUCUGAUAUUGAAAGUGCAAUUUUAGGUAUUAAUAAUGAUGUUUUUGGAUCCUCAAAUAGCAAUGGUGGAGAAAGCUCCACCAUGGAUAUGAACGGUCUAAUGAAUUUGAAGACGGGCUUGAAUACCAUUGUUUCUACUGUAAUUGAAGAAUUUGGAUUGUUCAUGGAUACAGCUGAAAGAAUAGCCGAACUUCGUCAAAAAGUGAGAGAAAUUACUGGAUCUCAUACUUGA